This is a messenger RNA of Herpailurus yagouaroundi (jaguarundi), 1070 nucleotides long. Its product is annotated as translation initiation factor IF-2. The record is from RefSeq and is a predicted model, not a curated record. Lineage: Eukaryota; Metazoa; Chordata; Mammalia; Carnivora; Felidae. The coding region runs from base 1 to 1035 and encodes 344 amino acids. The transcript is spliced from 3 exons.
AUGCUAUCCGAGCUCCGCGCGCGCCCCGCGCCCCUCCUCCUCACGUCCGUCCUCUCUGAAACCUUGGCAGCGAAGGGGGAUCACAUUUCCUUUGUCAUCGGGCCAUUUCGCCCUCGCCUUGGUCCCCCCUCCGAUCCCGAGCCGCGGGGACGCAGCUUCCUCCGGGGCGCGCAGGAAUCAGUGGAGCCGGCAGCAGCCAGGCGCGGUGAGCUCGGGAGCCGCGUGGCCCACGCCGCCGGCCCGCGUCAUCUUCUCUCGGAGCCCCCGAGCGGGACUCGGGUGGCCUCGGCCGCGCCGCGCCUACUGGCCCUUGCUUGCGCCCCGCUCGGCGGCGCCCCGGCCGCCCAGCCCGCCGCCUUUGCCCGACGUGCGCCGGCCGCGCCCCACCUCCGGGCCGGGCCGCUCACCCCGCUCUCCUGGAAGGCUUCUCCUGGGCCUGCGAAACCUGCUUCCGCGGUCCCGGCCGGGGCGGGGCGGGGAGGGGGGCGUUUCCGGCGGGUUCCCUCCCCAGACCCGGGCCCGAACGCCCGCGUCGCUGCUGCCACUCGGGUUCUGCCGGACCAGACCGCAGCCCGCGGCACCGCCGUCCGUGCUCUGCUCGUCCCCGGUCCCCAGACCGCCAGCUGCCCGGAGGUGGGGGCCAGUCGCGCGCCGCGGGCACCGGUGACCCUCCGUGACUCUUCGUCGCACGCUGGCCCCGGGUUUGCGGCGACCGCAGGCAAGGGCCUUAGGUCUCCCCGUCUGGUUACGAGCCUCUUAGGGGGAACCCCUCGAGCGGUCUGUUGCAACCCACCUGAGGGCGUUUAUCAGGCAGGAGGAACCCGACAUAAUGAUGGAACAUCCUGGGACCGGGGGACAAAAGCCCAGAUGCUAAGGCCAACGGCAGGGAAAACUAGAGCGGAGUCCCCGAGGGCAUCACUGAGCACUAGAAGCAAGGCCGACAGCUGCCUACGUAUCCACUUCUCAAGCGAGAGAAAAACAGUCUUCGUUAAAAUUAUUAACCUAUUGGGGCCCCUGGGCGGCUCCGUCGGUUGAGCACACGACCUCGCCUCAGGUCAUGAUCUCACGGU